AUGGCGACACCACCGGCGGUCCUCGCGGUCAUGAGGGCGGCGCGCGUCGUCUGCAGAACCCCGCGGGACGCCGUCAUGUUCGCGGUGCACUGCACCUUCCUGGCGGAAGGCUACGUCCUGCUCGCCGCGGGCGACAACGUGGACCCGAUGAUGUUCCAGGAGAAGGAGGAGGAACCCGACGACGGGUUGCCCAAGCGCAAACCCGACCCGCACGUCGGGUGGAACGACAUGGACGACGAGUACGCGUUCAAGUACUGCGCCCUGGCCGACUACGACAACUCGGCACAGGCCCCCGCCCCCGCGCACGUCGGCGCGAUACUCAAGGCGAUCUUCAUCGGCAACACGCUCAUGUGCCACUCGGUGCGCACCGAGGACGGCGCGCGCGCACACAACCCCGACGCGCCGCUGGCGAGUUUGGAGCUGCCGAUGGGAACGCACGCGCGGGUGGCGGACGAGGUGACGCUCGCGGCGGAUCCCACACUCGCGCUCGCCGACGUCGCCGCGCUCGUCGGCGUCGUUCGAACGACGCUCGUCGAUCCCGUGCGGCGUUCGAUCCCCGACGGCGAGAGCGGGGACGGCAAGAGCGGGGAGGGCGUCGGUGGGGUGGACGCGCGCGGACCGGGCGCGAGGGGCGAGACGGGGUCGGCGGCGGGCGAAGGGAGGGACGGAUGGCUUCCCCGCGCGAGCGCCGGCGUCCCAAACCCGCCAGGCGCGCGGUUCGACCCGUACGGUCCGGUUCCCGGCAUGGGAGGACCGCCGCGCGGGUUCGGACCCCUCGGCGGGUUCGACGGGGACCCGAGGUUCGCGCCGGGGCCCCGGGGUCCGCCGGAGUUGGUCAACCCGGAUGUGGAGUUUGGCGGCGUGCCCGACGGGUUUUAUCCAAUCGCGCCGGGCGCCGGGGCCGCGGGUGCCCGGGGCGCGCGCGUGCCGCCGGGAUGGCCGGGUGCCGGGGGCGCGCCGAGGUGGAACCCCGACCUCGGUCCCCCGCCGGAGGGAUGA
Molecule: messenger RNA, 999 nt
Organism: Micromonas commoda
Lineage: Eukaryota; Viridiplantae; Chlorophyta; Mamiellophyceae; Mamiellales; Mamiellaceae
Exons: 1
Coding region: 1-999 (332 amino acids)
Biological process (GO): proteasome-mediated ubiquitin-dependent protein catabolic process
Molecular function (GO): endopeptidase inhibitor activity; proteasome binding
Source: RefSeq, a predicted model, not a curated record